AUGGUUCAAAAAUCCAUCCCUACCAUACAAACUGUUCCUGCAACGGCUCCUAUUGCGCAAAUUGUGGAAAUAUUGCAUAGAGAUGGUGUGAUUGUGCUAUCUGAUUAUGCAACAGAAGACGAAAUCGAUGCGUUGAACCAGAAAGCUGCUCCUCACUUCGACAAAGCCGCUAGAGAGUUUAAGCCCGAUGACAAGUUCAAGGGGUUUCGAGCUUCGAAUACCACCGUGUUCUACGAUCUCAUAGGUGCCGUACCGGAGGAUACUUCGAAGCUAUUACAACGGAAGGUCUGGCAUCAAGUCAUGGCUGAAUUCCUUUCCCCAGAAACUUGGGAGUGGUACGGUGAGCAGAAAGAAGUCAGAAAGGGUAGUUACUGGCUUCACACAUCUAUCGCCUACAAAGUUGGUCCAGGUGCAGGAAAUCAAGUAUUGCAUAGAGAUUCCAACUCAUCUAUGGUACAAAGAACCGGACCGGAAACACCGCCUACUAUGGUGUCCACGUUCGUUGCGGGAGUUGACGUGACAGCAAAGAACGGCGGAACACAUGUGAUACCUGGCUCACACUUGUGGCCACAAGAUCGUGCACCGAAGCAAGAAGAUUGCUGCACAGUCGAGAUGAAGAAAGGAUCUUUGGGUAUCUGGCUUGGUAACAUUUUCCACGGUGCUGGAGCGAACACUUGUGAACCCAGUGAUCCAACUGCUUUGCGAAUCAUAUAUGGUCUUUUCGCAACUAGCGAUAAUUUCCGCCAAGGAGAAAACACAGUCUUAGCUUGUAAACCAGGAGAAUACAUGAAGAUGGCACCUGAAGUACUAAAGGUAUUAGGCUUUUACAAAGGAUCUUCGGGAACAGGAGCUUUGGGUGGGAAAGAUCCGAUCAAAACUUGGUCCGGUUUACAGGAUUAUCAAGGUGGAGAAUGGAUCUACAAGGGUGCAGCUUAG
Molecule: messenger RNA, 936 nt
Organism: Kwoniella shivajii
Lineage: Eukaryota; Fungi; Basidiomycota; Tremellomycetes; Tremellales; Cryptococcaceae
Exons: 11
Coding region: 1-936 (311 amino acids)
Source: RefSeq, a predicted model, not a curated record